CACAAAUGUGACGUACUGCAUAUGUCAGAUAUUGCACUUAGUGGAAUGAUUUAGUUGCACAUCAUGUGAGCAUGUGUUGGUGUUUUCCACUAAAAAUGGAGCAGAAAGUGUCAGAUGAGGGCCUUCCUAGAAGGGGACUAAACCUGUUCUUCAAGUCCCUGUUGAUCUAAAAGCCCAGUUGCACAUAAACCCCCGCUUAGUCCACCUGCUGCAGUCUGUUGUGUCCUCACAUAAGAGCCUUGUAUCCACAUUCUCUGCUAGAACCUUCCACCAUGGCGUUGCGCCCACGUGCAUCCUCUCAGCCUGGGAAGCUCUCCUUCCUCCAGACUUCCAAAGUGAACUCAUCCCUUCGACCGAGGGCCGUCUCCUCGAGGUCGGGCUCCAUGCUGGAAGAGGAGCUAUCGUGCCCUGUCUGCUGUGAGAUCUUCAAGGAGCCCGUGGUGCUCAAGUGCAGCCACAGCUUCUGCAGGGCAUGUCUGCAGCAGUUCUGGAACAAGAAGAAGGCCCGGCGCGAGUGUCCCAUCUGCCGCCGGAAGUGCUCCCUGACGGAGCCCACUGUCAGCCUGGCUCUCAAGAACGUGGCUGACACCUUUUUGAAGGAGCAGCAACUACAGACAGCCGUGGCUGGAAGCGUCGCCCCCGGGAAGCUGGAAGCUGACGUGGAGGAUGUGAGGUGCACCAACCAUGGGGAGGUUCUCAAGCUCUUUUGUCUGAAUGAUUUGGAGGUCUUGUGCUGUGUGUGUCACACCUCCAAGAAGCACCAGGGCCAUCAAGUGCGUCCUCUGGAAGAAGGAGCCCAUGAUCUCAAGGAGGAGCUGAAGAAAGAGCUGAUUCCUGUGAAGAAGAACCUGCGCCGCCUGUAUGAGGCCAAGCAGGAGUGUGAUGACACAACUGUGCACAUCAAGAGCCAGGCACAAGCCACGGAGAAGCAGGUCAAAGAGGAGUUCGAACAGCUGCGUGACUUCCUGCAAAAGGAGGAAGCGGCGCGGCUGGCCGCCCUGCAUGAGGAAGAGGAGGAGAAGCGAGAGCUGGUGAGGAAGAAGUCCGAGAGCAUCACCAGGGACAUCCUGACCUUCUCGCACGCCGUCAUCGCCGUCGAGAACGAGAUCGCAUCCGGCGAUGCUCUCUUCCUGCAGAAUUACUCCAACACAAAGAAAAGGGCACAGCUUCCGCAGAAGGAUCCGGAGAAGGUGUCUGGAGCUCUUAUUAACGUGGCCAAGCAUGUCAGUUCCCUCAAGUACCACGUUUGGGAGAAGAUGGUGGAGCUGGUUCAGUACACUCCCAUCACCCUGGACCCCAACACUGCAUACUCCUGGUUGUCCAUCUCCAAGGACCUCACCUGCGUGGCCAACAGAGGCUCUCUGCAGCAGCUUCCGGACAACCCGGAACGUUUCGGCCACUUCGUCUUCACCCUGGGCUCCGAGGGCUUCACGUCGGGCCGCUACGCCUGGGAAGUGGAGGUGGGCGACAAGGUGGACUGGAUGCUGGGGGUGGUCAAGGAGUCCAUUGACAGGAAGGGCCGCAUCUCCGGCUGCCCUGAAGGCGGCUUCUGGAUGAUAUCGCACUACGAAGGAGAAUACUCGGCCAUGACGAGGCCCAGCACUCCCCUGCAGCUGGAGGGGGAGCUGACCAGGGUUCGGGUUCAGUUGGACUACGACGCCGGUGAGGUGAUCUUCUCCAAUCCCAUCAGCAUGACGCCUAUCUACACCUUUAAUGACUUCUUUACCGACAAGAUGUACCCUUUCUUUUGCCCUGGAGCCAAUAUCAACGGGAAUAACCCAGAUCCUCUGAAGAUAUGCCCUGCUACAGUGGCAGUGUGGAACAGUGCCACAUGGUGACAUGUACGAAACACCAAUCAACCGUCAUGAGAUAAUUAAAAACAAGCCACAAUAUAUUCUUGUAUGAACUUUAUUGGGGUUCAUUUUGAUGUGAAGCUACCAAGGCAUGGCGCUGCCCUGGUAAUCCAGGAAGGCUCCGUUGUGCUUAUCUUUCAUGGUGGACAUCACUUUAAGCAUCCCCUUCACGCUGGUUUGGACAUCAAUUUCCCCCUGGAAGACACAUUUUUCGACUAGAAUUAAGAAGGGAACAUUUUGAAACAACGAGAAAGUAGAAUGCCCUGAAGCUGCAGCUUCAGUCCUGGCCAGCAGGGGGCCACCUCAGUUACUGUGUAGAUGAGUGACAGAGCUACAGGCAUGUGAAAAAAUGAGGACACCCCAUUUGUGGCGCCGCCUGUGGGUUUUGCUUAAAAUUCUUUGGUCAACAUGAUUCAUUAUAUAAUGAUCAUUUAUGGGUUAAAUGUUUGCCGGCUUUUUAUGUAAAGGUUUCUCUGAAGUUUUAUUUGUUUUUAGAAUUUGCAUGGCGGGCCGGAUCACAUGCUGCCAUUGUCCGCAAAUGGCCCACGGUCUAUAGGAGCCACAUCCGUGACUUCAAAAGAAUCAUGUUUGGUUCCAAAAUGGCUUGUUAAUAAAGCAAAUAAUGUCUCCAUUACCACGGCUUAUCUAUUGUACUUCGUCUAUAUCAGAGCUCUUCAAGUGGCAGGUUUCGCCUGUAAACUUGGUGUACGCACAAAACAUGUGUACGGCAUUUUCCGUGCAAAGUAUGUGAUCUAUAAUAUCACAACCUGAUGUGAUAAAGAACGCAUCAGUCUAGCAACAUUGUAGCUGGCGGACUAUAUCAGAGCUCUUGGUGUACGCACAAAACAUGUGGACGGCAUUUUCCGUGCAAAGUAUGUGAUCUAUAAUAUCACAACCUGAUGUGAUAAAAGAACGCAUCAGUCUAGCAACAUUGUAGCUGGCGGACUCACUUUUUGGAGACAUGGUAAAAGAGGUGAAGUGAAGUCAUACGUUAGAAGUGAACAUGCAGUGGAAAACAAUAAAGGUUCAAUCAUUGCAUUAACCGUAAUGCAUUUGUGGAAAGCGUUGCUAUUUUGCAUUACACCAACAAAUCUAAUUUAUCAGUCCUAUCAUAUCCUCUACUGUGUGUGCUCAUCAACAUGAGGGGUGAUUGUAAAUAGAUUGCUAGUUGUGGUAGCAGUCCUACAGUAUCAUAAACACCAUUGCGCAUGAGUUUAUUACCAUCAUGACCAAAAGAUACAUAAAACAAACAAUACAGCGCUGUUUAUAUUUAUCAUUAUGAGAACAUGAUUAUGCGUUUGAUAGUCAUUCAUUUGAAUAAAUGUCGCAUUAUCAAAUGAUUAUAUGGGUUUAAGUUUACAAGAUAUAAAGCAGACCUAGUGUGCGUGUCCUCUGUUCUCUGUUGCGCUCCUCUUUGGCAAUUUAUCAAAUAAGGCAGCUCUUCCUCUGUUUGUGUGAUGGUGUCAGGACGUGUGCGUAACAUUGCUCUUAUUAGUUUUCCUUUUCCACAAAUGAUAAGUUGGAUCAUUUUGGGAUUUUGGUUUGUUGUGAUUCAACCAAUACAAAAAAACUUUGUAAUAAUAAAAAUUUCCAUGGUGCUAGUCAGCAUAAUCUGGAAACUUUCCUUGGGGUCUCAAUUAGAUUAAAAUUUGCAUAAAACAUGCUCGCUAAAAUGCAAAUGUGUGCCUUGACAGCCAACCACUUUUUUUUUUAUGUGUGUUUGUUUGAAGUUCUGCAACUGUGCGCCCGCUGCUGUGUCCUCCAAAUAAUAUACGGUACUUUUCCCCGCCUCCAGUUACGUGAAAUUCCGCUUCUUUGUCCUCGUCGUUUUCUCACCAGCUGUGAUCCGAAUGACUGAACAAUGCAAUCAAGGCUUGUUAAGUCUGGAGGCCGCAUUGAUGAGUCACUUUGCAUUGACAUAUUUUUGGUCAAGUUGAGGUGUGGCGAGAGCGCGAUGUGAGGCGAAGUUUUGUGUGCACACUUGUACUCUGGGGAGCUCUGCAAAACAAACUGCGUGAAGGUGUGUGUGUGUGUGCCACUUUUUUUACAAUAGGAGAAAAGGGGAGACUCUUAUCAUAGAGGAUCUUUGUAAUGUUUUGACGCGGGCCAUGUUUAGGUUGAGAAUAUGCUGUGGGGCGCUAUAAAAAAACAAGUUGUGGGUCUAAAAUGGCCCUCUGGCUGCAUUUUGGACGCCCCUCCAUUAGCUAUGUAGAGGAUCUUUGACGAGCAUUUUGGCAGUAGGUCUUUAUAAACUGCAGAGCGCUCCAACCGAAUACAGUAGAGGUUAUUUGACUAGUGUUUUUGUGUGUCUGGUGUGUCAUAUAGAGGAUCUUUGAGUAUCAACAUUUUUCAUGUGCUGUGAUUUAUGACUUAAUGACGAUGUUGGUUGUUUAAUGAGGUAAGGGCUUUAAGGUGUGACAGAGCCUUGCAUUGAUAUUCAAUGCAAAAUAGGAAUACUGAAAAGAGACGUUUUAAUGGAAGCUAAAUGCUGGGGUUUCUGCUCAGAAGAAAGAGUACUUGAAAUUCACCACAAAGUAAACAGGUGUGUUUUCUUUUACUGAUGUUGCCUCAUGCUGUAAGAAUGUUUGUUUAUAAAGACCAGUUCUAUGAGCACAAGCAUCCAUGCGUUGUUAGCUUAGUGACUUUUGUUAGUAAGUAAUAAUACAAGUCAUGCAUUAACAUGUGGUACAAAAGGGUAAGGAGUGUUUGCACACAUGUGGGACAACAGUUUUACCAACAACAAAAAAAGUCACUUGAGGACAAAUUAUGACCACUUGGUUUGUGCAUCUGUGUUUGUUUUUGGCAGCCAGUCAACUCACCUCUGGUCCACCUGUAUCUGUGCGCACCCAUCCAGGGUGCAGCACAGUAAACAGGAUCUUAUCCUUCUUCAUCUCCUCUGCAGCGCACACUGUCAGCAUAUUCAAAGCGGCCUGAAAAGAGCAAACGUUGGUAUUGUUUCUAUGUGUAUUGUAUUUAUCACAGCACUGUUUGCUUGAUCUACUGUUGACGCUGAUCAUGCAAACAUGGGCACACCUUACCUUGCUGACACGGAAUGGUAAAAUUGCCGCUAUAGAGUAGGUCUCCUUUGUCACGUCCAUUGAACCCUCCAUUGUGGAGAUAUUAAUGACAGCUGCUUUGUUGCACGACAUCCCUGAAAUCUUGCUGGCCUUGGCCGCUGUCCGAAGAUGAGGAAGGAACUCCUAAUAAGUUGACAGCAUGCGAGAAAAAGGCCCUAAGUAGUCUGGUGGUUGAAUUGCAAAGGCAUGCUUGUCAUGUGCAAAUCAUUUACCUUCAUGAUGUUCAGAGGACCAAUGACGUUGGUGUUGAAAGAGUCCUGCAUGUCCUUUGUAGUGGUGGUCUGCAGCGAUGAUUCCAGUGCCAUCCCGGCGUUGUUUACGAGCAGGUUGAGGCCCUCGCUGCCCAGUAGGGGGGCGAUCGCCUUGGCCGCCUCUUGUAUGCUGUUCAUCUCACAGACAUCUGUCUCAGACACAACAGACUCUGUUCUUACUAAUCACGCUUACUGUAUGCGUAGCAUGAUAAUAAACACAGCAUGUAGCAUGCCAAACCUAAGUAGGGUAAAAGAAAAAGCUCAUACCCAUAGUGACGAUGACGAUGAUGUCUGGAUACUGCUUUGCCAGUGUUUGCAAGGUCUGUAAAUAAAAUUGAAGUAUUGAAUUAACUGCACUAUUCUUCCCAUGCGAUGUUUCAACACACGUCCCAAUACCAAACGCUUCAUUAUGCUACAGCACAGUCACUCCGUCUUAAUAGCUCCUCGACAGGGGUUGAGUGUGGGACUUGCAGUUUUCUGCCAAAACGCUAGGGGCAAUGUUUUCCUCAGAGGGAGCAACCACGGGCCGCACGGUGGCCGAGUGGUUAUCAUUCCAAAAACAUGCAUGUUAGGUUCAUUGGCGACUCUAAAUUGUCCAUAGGUAUGAAUGUGAGCGUGAAUGGUUGUUUGUCUAUAUGUGCCCUGCGAUUGGCUGGCGACCAGUCCAGGGUGUACCCCGCCUCUCUCCCAAAGUUAGCUGGGAUAGGCUCCAGCAUACCCGUGACACUAGUGAGGACAAGCGGCGUAGAAAAUGGAUGGAUUGAUUGCUCCCAUCCAUCUAUUUUCCAUGCACGUUGAGUGUGUUUUGCCCCAUAAUGGUGACUGUACUUCCUGGUUGAGUAAUAUGCCUCUAGGGCAGUGGUUCUCAAAUUAUUUUCUGUCAUGACCCCACCGGGGAACAGAAAUGUUUCCGUGCCCCUCCGAUUUGAAAUACUGCUGAGAAACUUCUAUCUAUUUAUCUGUACUGGACAGACUGAACUCGAACCUGAAACGAGCGAAAUGCAACAAAAUGGAGAGCAGUGAAGCAUACAAGCUUAUUUAAGAGUCAAAUUGCAUGCUGAGUACGACAAAUUCAUACAUGCUGGCAGGUCUGUGUUAUAUUGAAAGUCCUCCCUGCCUCUCACGCCGCCCUGACAGUUCACCUGGGGACCCGCCCUACUGUUUGAGAAGAACGGGCAAAGCUAACCUUUAACGAACUGUUUUUGACACAACAUUUACAUCACAAAUGUACGAGGUAACGUGUGUUUUAACUCAACAGCCAACACAUAUGCUAAAGUGUAAUGAAAUUAUUACAAUGGACGAGCGACAUGAGCGCUAACUCGUCUGCUAAACGGAGCACUGCAUCCUGGGACUUGUAGUAUAAUUGUACUAUACUCAUUGGCCAGUUCAGACUUAUUACUGGGUUAUACGGUGGAAAUGAAAAGUACUUCACCCUUUGACAGCGAAAGUACGACCCGAGUCACCUUUAAAAACCCUGACAAUACGCCGAGUAGAGUUCAAAAUACACCUUUUGGUCAAGGAUAAGCCUGAAAGAGGAAGGAGUUGGUGCGCAUGCGCCAGGCACUCCGCAUUUACAAUAUAUCAGCGUUUGUGUUUCUGCAGCAGGGAUUGUACUGACAGCUUUUAGAGGUGAACAUUUUAAUAUUAAAAACUGAAUAAAAGUAUGUUCACCUCUGCUUUGGGUCCAUUUGGGUCUCUGCAGCAGGCAAACAGCUUCUUCACGCGGCCCUUAUCCUCCGCCAAUUGACGCACCAACUCCAGGCCAAUGCCUCUGUUGGCCCCGGUGAUGAGCACGGUGAUCGGCUUGGAUGACAUGGCUCACUCGGUCGUUGUCGUCUUUGCACUUGUCGAACAACGCUCUUUACAGUGCAUCGAUUUUUGUACUGCCCAUAUUGCCUGGUCCGCCUCUCCACGCCCACCUGUUGGGAGUUUGUCCACAAUAAUGUAUGCAUUAGGCGGCUCCAUUACAAACUGGGAAACUGGGACAGCAGUGAGUUGAAGUAAAGGUUGGCAGUUACGUGCAAAACGUAUGACAAAUAUAAGAUAAGGGAGAUAUAAAAUAAUUAAAAAGGAUGCAGACAGGCUACAGGCUAAUGAGAAUUUGUGUUGACUGAUGUGAUUCAAAGCAGCAAACAAAUCAACUGACCAGCGAACUUGUUUUGCAUCGACAUUUGACUCAUGGGGGUGCUUCGUUUGUUUCUGUUGACAAGAGUUGUUUUAUUAAGCAGCCUAACAUUUUAGUUAUUUCUUUGGAAGUAGUAUAAUUUAAGAGGAUUUGCACUUAGACGGGCGCCUCAAGGUAAAAACAGCUGUUUUGGAUCACAUACCCAAAUCUCGCGAUACUUAAUUUACACAAUAGUACAGCAUCUUGUUAUGCUCAUUCUGUUGGCAAACUCAGAUGAUUACAAAACGGCGCCUGUUCGCUGCUCUCACCUCCCGCCCGGAACUGACUGUCCCCCAUCUCCGUCGCCCAUAUAUCACCGGUUGACUUUGUUAAAUAACUUGUUCACACCACAAGUCUGUUUGAAAUUGAUCCCGACUGCAAAACGACCCACCAUGGAGCCAAACAGAUGAGAAACACUACUGAAUUCAGGAAAUAACACGUGGCAAAGUACAAAGGUGUCGUCCGUGUGGCUCUUGCCCGCUCCCCUCCUUUGCUGCUGCGUCAUCACCGUUUCAUUAAGAAGAGUCCUUAAUGAAGGUAAGUACAUUUGUUUUCAUUGCAAAUGUAUUUUCUGCAUGUAAAACUCAUUGUUCUAUAUUAAAAGUGUUUUGUGUGAACAUUUUUGGGUGUCUGGAGCAGAUUGACAAGGCCCAGCACGCGCUUGCAGCAGGAGGGAGAGAUGCUGGUGAGGUGACCUUCUCCAAUGCUAUCAGCAUGAUGCCCAUCUAGACCUUUAAUGGCUUCUUUACGGACAAGAUGUACCCCUUCUUUUGCCCUGGAGCCAACAUCAACAGGCAUAACCCAGACCCUCUCAAAAUCUGCCCUGCUACAGUGGCAGCAUGGAACAGCGCCACAUGGCGACAUGUAAGGAACACCAGUCAUUCAUCCAUCCAUUUUUUAUGCCGCUUGUC
Dunckerocampus dactyliophorus (ringed pipefish) is the source of this 8256-nucleotide messenger RNA. It is a transcript of the gene trim35-12, whose product is annotated as tripartite motif containing 35-12. Gene Ontology annotation, molecular function: protein binding; zinc ion binding; ubiquitin-protein transferase activity. The transcript has 6 exons. Lineage: Eukaryota; Metazoa; Chordata; Actinopteri; Syngnathiformes; Syngnathidae. Gene Ontology annotation, biological process: protein ubiquitination. The coding region runs from base 273 to 1838 and encodes 521 amino acids. The record is from RefSeq and is a predicted model, not a curated record.